UGCAGCUCCUGGAAUUUGAAGCUGAUGCUGGACAUGGGGCUGGAGGAUGAGCGCGAGAUGUUGAUGGGGUCCGGAGACCCACAGGAGAAGGAAGAGGAGGAGGAAUUAGUGGAUUCCCUAACAAAAGUGAGAGGUCAGUGUGAGCAGCUGGAGAAAUGUGCAAAGGCUCAGGAGCGAUUAGAGGUGUGUGACCAGCGUGUGUCGUCCAGGUCAAAAACAGAGGAGGGGUGCACUGAGGAGCUCUUUGACUUCUUGCAUGCACGGGACCACUGUGUAACCCACAAACUCUUCAACAGCCUGAAAUAA
This is a messenger RNA of Sorex fumeus (smoky shrew), 306 nucleotides long. Its product is annotated as cytochrome b-c1 complex subunit 6, mitochondrial-like. The transcript has a single exon. Gene Ontology annotation, biological process: mitochondrial electron transport, ubiquinol to cytochrome c. The record is from RefSeq and is a predicted model, not a curated record. Bases 25 to 306 code for a protein of 93 amino acids. NCBI's taxonomy places the organism in Eukaryota, Metazoa, Chordata, Mammalia, Eulipotyphla, Soricidae.